Messenger RNA from Pisolithus orientalis, 315 nucleotides. RefSeq lists its product as uncharacterized. NCBI's taxonomy places the organism in Eukaryota, Fungi, Basidiomycota, Agaricomycetes, Boletales, Pisolithaceae. The annotation marks the transcript as partial. The transcript has a single exon. The record is from RefSeq and is a predicted model, not a curated record.
GGCUAUGUCAUUGUGUGGCAGUGCUCAGUGGAUGUGGGGUCAUAUGUGUCUUCUUCAAUUCGUUGCAUCAUAUCCUUCUCCAACUUCCACAGGUGUAUCAAUGUCAUCAUGUCCUCCACAGUGGCUGCUGUGUCUCUGAUUUUCAAAUUUCACAGCACUGUUGUGAUGAAUUUCAUCACAGUGGAUUACAUCUUCUGUGCAUAUCUGAAGCUAACCCUCAAGCUAAUGUCCAUGGUUAAUGCAGGUUCUUUGUACUUCAAGCUAUUCAGAUUCAAAACAAUGUGCACUCUGGAAAAGUAUGUGGAACAUGGGUUU